Xenopus laevis (African clawed frog) is the source of this 10562-nucleotide messenger RNA. It is a transcript of the gene srgap3.L, whose product is annotated as SLIT-ROBO Rho GTPase-activating protein 3. Gene Ontology annotation, biological process: signal transduction. The transcript has 22 exons. Gene Ontology annotation, cellular component: synapse. The coding region runs from base 324 to 3620 and encodes 1098 amino acids. Gene Ontology annotation, molecular function: GTPase activator activity. The record is from RefSeq and is a predicted model, not a curated record. NCBI's taxonomy places the organism in Eukaryota, Metazoa, Chordata, Amphibia, Anura, Pipidae.
GCUCGGCUGCAGUGGGAGCUGCAAGUGAAGGAGUUCGGCAGCAGCAGCAGGAGGCUCCAGUGUAAGCCCAUGAAACAGGAGCUGGGCGGAGCCAGGGUGACGUUGCGCCUCAAUUGAGCCCUGCAGCAAGAAAAGAAAGAAGGAGAAAAGGAAAACAAUCUGCUGUGCGCGGAGCAGUGAGAGGAGCUGGCAGAGCAAUGCAGUGGCCCGUGUGUGCGGCAGCGCGGCUCAGGGCGAGGCUGAUGUGCAGGUGAUGUGCUGAUCCUGAGAAUCCCUGCCGGGACACACACAAGUGAGGAGCAGAGGCACAAGAGCUAGCAAUCAUGUCCAGAUUUAAGAAGGACAAGGAGAUCAUCGCUGACUAUGAGAACCAAGUGAAAGAGAUCCGCAGCCAGCUGGUGGAGCAGUUGAAGUGCCUGGAGCAGCAGUCUGAGUCCCGCCUGGCUCUCCUCCAGGAUCUACAGGAAUUCUUCCGCAGGAAGGCAGAGAUUGAGUUGGAAUACUCACGGAGCCUGGACAAAUUGGCGGAGAGAUUCUCUUCCAAGUUGCGCAGUGCUCGCGAGCAACAUCAUUUCAAGAAGGAACAGCAUCUUCUCUCCCCUGUGAACUGCUGGUAUUUGGUUCUGACUCAGACCCGGCGGGAGAGUAAGGACCACGCCACUCUGAAUGAUAUCUUCCUGAAUAAUGUGAUUGUCAGGCUCUCGCACAUCAGUGACGAUGUCAUGCGCCUCUUCAAAAAGAGCAAAGAAAUUGGACAACAGAUGCACGAAGAGCUGGCAAAGGUCACUAAUGAGCUGUAUACGGUGAUGAAGACAUAUCAUAUGUACCAUGCAGAGAGCAUCAGUGCAGAGAGCAAACUGAAGGAUGCAGAGAAGCAGGAGGAGAAGCAGUUUAGCAAAGUGGUGGAGCUCGGCUCCAAUGCCCUGAGGCUUGAGGAGAGACCACAGAGACGCAGCUCGGUCAAGAAGAUUGAAAAGAUGAAGGAAAAAAGACAAGCCAAGUACUCUGAAAACAAACUGAAGUGCACAAAAGCCAGGAAUGAGUAUCUCCUCAACUUGGCCGCUACCAAUGGCUGCAUCAGCAAAUACUACAUCCAUGAUGUGUCUGACCUGAUAGAUUGCUCUGACCUUGGCUUCCAUGCAAGCCUUGCCCGCACCUUUCGCACAUAUCUCUCUGCUGAAUAUAAUCUGGAGACCUCGCGGCACGAAGGCCUUGAUAUCAUUGAGAAUGCGGUGGAUAAUCUCGAUGCCCGCAGUGACAAGCACAAAAUCAUGGACUUGUACAACCAGGUCUUUUGCCCCCCACUCAAAUUUGACUAUCAGCCUCAUAUGGGGGACGAGGUUUGCCAGGUGAGUGCCCAGCAGCCAGUACAGAUGGAGCUCCUCAUGCGAUAUCACCAGCUGCAAUCACGUCUCACCACCUUGAAGAUAGAGAACGAGGAAGUGCGGAAGACACUAGAUGCCACCAUGCAGACCCUGCAGGACAUGCUGACUGUGGAGGACUUUGAUGUGUCAGAUGCCUUCCAGCAUAGCCGCUCUACAGAAUCCAUUAAAUCGGCUGCCUCUGAGACCUAUAUGAGUAAACUCAACAUCUCCAAAAGAAGGGCCAACCAGCAAGAGACUGAGAGCUUUUACUUCUCUAAGUUUAAAGAGUACUUGAAUGGCAGUAACCUUAUCACAAAGCUUCAGGCCAAACACGACCUUCUGAAACAGACUCUAGGAGAAGGAGAACGAGCAGACUAUGGAACCACUAGGCCCCCAUCUCUCCCCCCUAAGCCCCAGAAAAUGAGGAAACCCCGACCUCGGUCGUCCUAUAACCUUAAGCUCUUUAAUGGAAACAUGGAGCUGUUCAUUAAGGACUCUGGGCAGGCAAUCCCUUUGGUGGUGGAGAGCUGCAUCCGGUACAUCAAUUUAUAUGGUCUCCAGCAGCAGGGGAUUUUUCGAGUUCCAGGCUCUCAGAUUGAAGUUAAUGACAUCAAGAAUUCAUUUGAAAGAGGUGAGGAUCCACUUGUGGAAGAUCACAGUGAACGUGACAUUAAUUCAGUGGCGGGUGUGUUGAAGCUGUACUUUCGCGGCCUGGAAAACCCACUCUUUCCUAAGGAAAGGUUUCAUGACUUGAUAGCAACGAUCAAGAUAGAGAACCCUUCAGAGAGGGUGCAUCAUAUCCGUCAGAUCCUCAUCACGUUGCCCAAAUCCGUCCUGGUGGUCAUGAGAUACCUCUUUGCCUUCCUCAACCAUUUAUCACAGUACAGUGAUGAGAACAUGAUGGAUCCAUACAACCUAGCCAUCUGUUUUGGACCAACCCUGAUGCCCAUUCCAGAUGGGCAAGAUCCUGUGUCCUGCCAAGCACAUGUCAACGAGGUCAUCAAAACCAUCAUCGGUAGCCACGAAUCCAUUUUCCCAAGUCAUCGUGAGCUGGAGGGGCCGGUGUAUGAAAAGUGCAUGACUGGAGGAGAGGAUUACUGUGACAGCCCCCACAGUGAGCCGGGUGCUAUUGAGGAGGGUGAUCACGACAACGGCACAGAGCCUCACACUAGUGAUGAAGAGGUGGAGCAGAUUGAGGCCAUCGCUAAGUUUGACUACAUGGGACGGACUCCCCGAGAGCUGUCCUUUAAGAAGGGGGCCUCUCUUCUCCUGUACCAUCGUGCGUCCGAAGACUGGUGGGAGGGGCGACACAAUGGGGUAGAUGGUCUGAUACCCCAUCAGUACAUUGUGGUGCAGGAUCUGGAUGAUGCAUUUUCAGACAACCUUAGCCAGAAGGCAGACAGCGAGGCCAGCAGUGGGCCCCUACUAGAUGAUAAGGCCUCUUCCAAAAAUGAUAUCCACUCCCCUAUUGAGCACCUGCAGGAAUACAGCUUCUCUGGAGUGUUGGGCAGGGUGAGACUAAGAUCUGAUGGAGCUGCCAUACCACGAAGAAGAAGUGGUGGUGACAACCACAGUCCCCCCCGACCACUAGGUCCUUGUAUAGAUACCCCUCCCAGAGCCGCCGCCUGCCCCAGCAGCCCACACAAGCUGUCACUAAAUCGAGGAAGGGUGGAUAGUCCAGAGAAGCGCCGGAUGGCAACUUUUGGCAGUGCCGGGAGCAUCAAUUAUCCUGAGAGGAAGGGUCUGGCUGAAGGAAUCUCCCUGCGCUCAGUAACAGGAGGCACCAGACACAGCAGUCUUGGAGAUCACAAGUCUUUAGAAGCUGAAGCUCUAGCUGAGGACAUUGAAAAGACAAUGAGCACAGCCCUGAAUGAGCUGCGUGAGCUGGAGAGGCAGAACACAGCCAAGCAGGCCCCUGACGUGGUGCUGGAUACACUGGAACCCAUGAAACACCCUGCACUGAGCACCCCCAAUUCUGAACCGGUUAGUCCUUUGCACACCAUUAUGAUCCGCGACCCUGAUGCUGCCAUGAGGAGAAGUAACUCCUCUACUACAGAGAUGAUGACUACAUUUAAGCCUGCUCUGUCGGCACGUCUCGCUGGGUCUCAGCUGCGUCCUCCACCUGUAAGGCCGGCACGGCCCAUGGUCCAGCACAGGUCUAGUAGCAGCAGCAGCUCUGGUGUGGGAAGCCCGGCACUAACACCCACAGAAAAGGUGUUCCCCAGCAACCCGUCGGAGAAGUCAGGAACCAUGUAAAUGCCACCAGACCCCAUUAUCUUGGAUCCUCCUGUGUGGUCUGUGGGAUCCUCUGGAUGUACAGAUGAGAACUGGGUCAGGGGACACAGAAACCAAUAGAACUCCAGUGUUUACACUAAAGAGCCAGUUGUAUUAGAUAGAAUUCCUGUACCCGUGUCUCAAAUACAGUUCUGUAAAUAUUCAUAUAUUCCCUAAAUGACUCCCCUCGUUCCCCAGUUGUAGAAUCUCCUACCAAUACAUCCAAUCACACUGUGUUCUUGCACCCAGGCAUACGGAUCCUUAGUCACCCAAUUACAUGUACUGUACAUAUCUCAUGGUCUCCCCAUGCACUUAUAACCACGUGGUUCUAACCUAAGUAGUUUUUUCUUUCUCACUCAGGAUUUGUCCAUGUGCCCAGUAGCAUGUUACCAUCCAUAUUGGGCCACUUCUUGUUCCCGCCUUACUCCAUGGAUUCAUUGGUAGGCACAUUAUCAUAACGUAUCUCCAUGUCUUUCCCAACUUACACUACCACACUGGAUCUUAUUUCCACAAAUCCAACCACACAGGUUCUUACUCCACACACCCAAUCACACAGGUUCUUACUCCACACACCCAAUCACACAGGUUCUUACUCCACACACCCAAUCACACAGGUUCUUACUCCACACACCCAAUCACACAGGUUCUUACUCCACACACCCAAUCACACAGGAUCUUACUCCACACACCCAGUCACACAGGAUCUUACUCCACACACCCAGUCACACAUGAUCUUACUCCAUACAACCAGCUACAUAGGACCUUGUACCAUGCAUGUGUCAUACCCUAAUUAUCUCACCCUUGUUACCACUAUGAUAAAUCCGAUUGGACGUAUGUCAGCUGGCUUGCCCUUUUUCCUAAAUUUGUGCAUCGCUCAUAUACAAAUCUGAGUAGCAUUUUCUCAUUACAAAUAUUUACCACACUGGAUCUCAUGCCCAUCUUACCCCAGAGUUUUUCUCCAUGGACUCAUCUCAUGAACCAUCAUCUCCUCUUCAUCUCAAGGAAUUGUACCAUAGUGAUUCUUAAAUCUUCAGUUGGCCUUAAGAUGCACUAAGACUCAGUACAAUAUAUACUUUAUGGCACUGCAUUUUGUGCGUGUGUUUGCUUGGAUACGCCGGAGAUGAUAGAAUUUUCGAGUGAGUAGUCCAGUCCAGGCUGUUUUUUUUCCCUCUGGGCUAUACCUAGACACCAUGGAUUAUGGCUAAGACAAUGGCAAUGAAUGAAACAAAAUGAGAAGUACCUGUGGAAUGACAUAUUUCUUCUUGAAUCUUCAUGGUUUUUACCCUGCUCUUAAUCAGUUAGGUCAUAAAAAUGCCUUUUAUCAGCCCGGCCUUGUGGGUUUCCCAAAUGAAUUGCCCAUUUGUAGGUUGUACUUUGGACUGUGGCUGCCAUGAGAGAGUUAGGGGCCCCUGCUGCCCCCUCUGCCUGGAGGAGCGUAUACCUUUGUACAGAAUUACUCUUAUGGUUUAGUUCUAUUAACCCUGUGUAGGCCAGAGGCCUAGCUAUUAUAAAUGUGUAUAUAUAUAAACACAUAUAUAUAUAUAUAGUAGUUGAACGUAGGAUAAUUUGAAUUAUUUUUGAGUUUCAAGUAAGGCUGUUUGUACUGCCACUGGAAAGGUGAUAUAUAUGUGUGUAUAUAUAUAUUUAUAGUAUGAAUGUUCCUUAUCAACCCCUGACAUUGACCUCAAAAUUUUAAUCCAAUAAUACUUUCCUUAUGCAUCUGGGACUUGAGUUUGGUCAACAAAAACCUUGUUUCCCCUAAAUGUAUCCGUGAGGGGCAGGUGUACUACACCUACAGGCUAAUAUUAUCAUAGGCACAUAGUUUGCUCCAGACCUGGUAACCCACAGCAACCAAUCUUUAGGUAGAGUUUGAUGGUCAACUGGUUGCUACUGGUUACAAGAUGCAGAACCUUGCACCUAUUAUUGCAUUAAGUCAUUGUUUGCGUAAAAAAAAAAACCUCAAGUCCGAAACAGCUGUAGCCCUAUGACACAUUAGGAAUUUACCGGGCACCACCACCUGACUUUACCAGUAUCCACUACAGGAAAAGAGUUUCCCAUUCAUUCCAAUAAGAAGGGCACUUAAACAGCUGUUCCCUUAACUUGCCUCAUUAUGCUCUUGUUAGACAUUCUUGCCCUAUUUAUUGGCAAUGGGCUUCAUUUCCAAAUAUUCAAGACAAUACAGCCAGAUGAAUAUUUAAAGGGGCAAUUCACCUUUGAACAAAAUUGUAGUAUGUUAUAAGUGGACUUACCGGUAUUCUAAGCAACUUUUCAUUCAGUCUUCAUUUUAUUAUUAUUGAUGUUAUUUUGAAUGGUUAGCCUUCCUCUUCUGGCAUUCUACCGAAAAAUCUCUUGUGUAAUUGUGAUCACUGAUUCAAACCAAAAACAAAAAAAUUCACCAUAUUAUGAUUUUGUUUUAUUGCUGAUCUUUCUAUACAUGCCUUCUACAAUUCAUUCGGAACUUCUAAACUGCAGCCUGGUUGCUUGGGAGAAUCAAGCCCUAGCCGCCUGAUAGCAGAUACUGUAAUUAAUAAGCUUGAGUACUGCAGAACAAAAAAAUAAAUCAGUAACAAAACACAAAAAUGAAGACCAAUUGCAGUUGUCUUGUAGAAUAUCAUUGUUUACAACAAAUUAAAGGUCAAUUUAAAGGCAUACUAGGCCGCUACUGUUACACAGAGCCAAUACAUUGCAUUGCAGUUCUACUUGUAACUUGUUCUGUGACAAAAAUGUAAAAAUGUAUUAUAGGGUUUAUUUUUGCACCUCAUUUUGGGGUGAGAUUUGAAAUGUGUGGGUCAUGAGUGUUGACUACAAUGUUCAUGUGAGGCAAGUAACAUUUGUUACCACAAUUCUGGAGGAUGUAUAAGGGGCACAAGCAAAUGUACCCAUAACACACUGCUGUGCAGAGAUGCUAAUGAGAUGCAAUCGAUACACACAGGGCUUCUGGCUUCUCUUUACAACAAGAUUCUGAAGCUUUGAGGUCCAUGUGGCCUCCUUGCUCUUCAUGGUUGUCCGGAGCUCGUGUAACUUGUAUAUUACGCCUAUUUAAAGUGCCAAACCAAUGUGCUCUGGUUGUUCUGGUGAUUAUUAAUCUACAGCACCAAUCUACAGCACCAAUGAAAGAAAUUUAUUGUACACUCAACUUUAUCUGAGCUUUGGUUGUCAUGUGGGUGAGGGCCGGGUUUUCACUGUGAUGAGCUAGUGGGGCCUUGAGAAGAAAGAGUAAGAGCAACUGCUGUACAGCAAUACUGGAUUGUACCCUAACGCCUGUCUCUGAGCCAGUCCAACACAACAGGACACCCUUACAGGGCCACAUUUAUGUUAAUCACUUUUCUAGGAAGAAUUAACAACUGUCUCUGUUACUUUUCUUCUCUGUUGAUAACCUUGGCAUUCAGUAGAAUAUUUACCCACCAAGCUGGUAAAAUACAGACCAGUAGGCAAACCUCUAGCUAUACUGUAUGGGGAAUAAUGCCCCACCCCUCCAUAAUAAAAUUAAAAUCACCAAGGAAAUCCAUAUCCAUACACGUUAUUGUAUACAGAACUCUAGGGUGACUCCUAUUAUUCUCAUAUUUUAAAGGAUCAGUAAACCAUUAAAAAAUUGAUGCAAAAUUGCUCUGGGUGCGUUUCUAAGUUUCCAGUUUCAGAGCUAUUUAAGUUUUUAUUAACUGCCAGUAUAAUUAUUUUUUUAACAGGGUCACAGUUCUUGUAACAAUACAGUCAGAGAGAUGUAUCUUUAGAAUGAAAACUAAAUCUUCGAAUUAUGCUCUGCUCUGGAAAGAGAUUGUCUUCUGAGGCUUUUCAUCUAUUUCCUGAGCAGUGCAAGACUUUUCUGUUUUCCUUCUGAAUGUAAAGCUCUCCGACUACACAGUCAGAAGAAUUGACCAGCUGGUGGCACUGUUGUUAAAAAAAAUCAUUUGGCACUUGAUAAAAACUUAAAUAGCACAGAAACUGAACAGUUAAUAAGCAGAGAGUUUCUUUUGAUACAAGUGACAUCACUGAGCAUCGUUCAUAACUGAUGACAUCAUUAUUUAUAAGGAUAUUUGUCAAGGUUAUUGUGGCUCUUGUGUAUUGUAACUUACUGAAUAACACCUAUUAGCUGCACACUAGUAUUUACUUACAAAUUAAGGAGCAGAACUUUCCUCCAAUUCCAAAGACUGCUGAGGGGUUGGCAGGGCUAAUAACCACAUCAUUCACUGGCAUGUUGUACUGAGCCUCAGAUAAAAUCUGUGAAAUCCCAUAAGCUCACCAAGGCCUGGCAUGGAUUUGCUUCCUAACUGAUACUUGACACCACUUCUGCUCUUUGCAUUGUGUGAUUUGGCUCAGAUCCCAAUGUUGCACAAUGUGUUCUGCAUAGGAGUCCUGGGUGGGAAUACAGACCCUCCUUGCUCUCUCUCUGACUCCAUAUAUCUAGUGCAAGAUGCCCCGUUGCAAGUUUUCUGUGCAUGAGGCCUGAAUCCGUGCACUGCCCCUCGCCUGUUCUACCUGGUUAUAGUCCAUAUGCCUUGGACAGUUAGCCUUCUUGCAUGUUUCUCUUGUUUGGCAAUGGAAACACACUGAGAAUGAAAAUUUAGGGUUUCCGUAGUAGCUGAGGUUGAACAAAGACACAUGUUCAUUAAGUUCAACCUUUUGAGCUAGCAUAUGGAAGUAGCAUAUACUAAGCAUGCAUUUAAUUGAUGCAAUGAAUGCUGCAAAUAAAACAUGUUUAGGAAUUUUAGUUGCUGUCAAAUGAACCAGGGACCUCUUAAAUCAGGUUUGGCCGACAUGGGGCCUUCCAGAGGUUAUUGAACUACAUCUCCCAGCUCCUCCCCCUUGAUCCUGUAAGUUGUUCUAUAUCAUACCUACCUGUGCCAUAAAUAAAAACAUAAAUAUAUAUAUAGAUAUAUAUUUAUAUAUAUAUAUAUAUAAUCCCUCUAGUGAAUUUGAACUUCACUUCCCAGAAGAAAGUAAGGUGCUGGGAGUUUAGCAGCAGGGUGAAUGUGCCAUACCCAGAGGAAAGCCAAAAAUGCUUAUUACAAGCACAAAAACCAGUAAUAUCUCACUCAAGUGGAUCGGCUUUGCCCUGAGCAAAUUCCACAAGUGCCCUCAGACCUGGGCUUUCUUGGUUAAUUCUGAAAUGCCCGAAAGGUCUUUGCUGCAAAUGCCUCCUAGAAGUGAACAUGUUACUUAUCAGUGUAAUGAACAACAAUUACUGCUGUACAAAGCUUACGGUUGGGGGGCUGCCUGCCAAAGCACAAUGUUUAACACUGUGACGUGUGAAUGAUGUUAUCCAGUUCAAGCACCAUCCCACCUGGGAGAGUUUGUUUUUUGCCUCUAAAAUUAAGUGCACACAUUGAAUGGUAAUGGGCCACCUGGGAUUGGUUGCACUUUAUUGUCUCCACUGUGCUUAUUGAAUUUUGACUCCAUGAAUAAGUAAGAGCAGCCUUCCUCUUCUGUGCUCUGCUUGUAGGUGGCAUGUAGAUCUGACAGGCAGGGUGCAUUGAAGCAGAUAAUAGAUUUAUAUGAGCACCAUACGAAUGCCUACACAUAUUAUGACCAUGGCAAGCAAGAAGACCACUAAGCUUAAAGGCAUGCCUCGUUGAGAAGGGACAAAGUCAUAGGUGACAGUCAGUAGACAAACCAUGUAGAGAGUUCAAAGUAACCCCACGUAAUGCAGCUCUCAAUACAAUCACCUUAGAGCAAUACAAUUCUUCCAGCAGCCAUGGCUCUCAAAAGUUCUAAAUAACUCCACCUAAUGCAGCUUUCCAUCCAACAAAAGGUCUUUUCUGGUUGGCUCACCCUACAAGGUGCUAUUGCCAUCUAGACUGCUAUUUUUAACUAAAGGGAUAAAUCUGUUUUUCUUCUGGAAUGAAGCUGCCAUUGUAGCAGGCACACUGGGGCCCAGGUUUACUUUCAAAAUAAUGGCCCAACAAUGAUACAAUGCCAGUGUUUAGUAGCACCAUUACUUAAAAUGAUGAAACAUGACCGGGAAAUGCGUGCCUUUCUUGCAGAUUAUUGGAGACGGGGUAGGUUAUGGGUGUAGGCUAAAAAUGGCCCGCCUGUCUAACCAUGCCACUAAUGGGGUUCGUAGACUUCAGCCAAUCCUUUGCUUUGUGAAAAGGGAUCUGUUUGAUUCUGUGCUGGGCAGCUAAAAUCUAAAUGAAAAGGAAGCUUUCUAGGAAUUGAAAGCUAAAAUGUAGUUAGGAAACAAUAAAUCGACCAAACUAUUUUAGUGCUUUGGCCACUUCCUGUGAAUACGGGGCGAGGGGUUGUCCACUUUGCAUUAUAUUGACUGCAAAUUGAACGUCAACUUGAAUUGAUUUGACCAGCCUUAAUACUUUAUAUCACAGCAUGUUCAGUUUAAAUCAUCAUAUCCAACGGCACUUGGGGCCAGUUUUAAAUGAAAUGUAGUGGGGAGGGGGGGUGACUAUAUAUUUCUUGUUAUGUAGCCGGAUCUACUUACCUUUGCUAUUUAUACUCUAGUAUUUAUUCUGUCCAGUAGCAACCUAAUAAGUCAUGUGUUUGUACCACUGUCUGCAAUGAAUUCUGGGUACUGUAGUCCAAUAUACCUAUAUGUACACAAACUGUGUUUAUGCCUCUGCAUCCUCUCUGACAAUAUACUCAUGCACUGUGCUGUUCCCUUACGCCACCCUCUGGCCUAUAACGCAGCUGUACAGACUCUUCUAUAAAGACCCGUCGGGUCGCCACAGAAAAGCACAUGUCUCUCAGCCACUUCUGAUUGGCUGUUUCUAUUUCAAUGGUGUUGCCAGGUAACAGUAGAGGAACCACCAAUUGGCUGUCCCUGCAUAAUAAUAAUAGUAUGCUAUAAAUAUUGUCAAUGUUGUGUAUGGAGACUGCUCCAGCCGUGUGUCUGAUGCGAUAUGCUAAUUAUAUGCUAAUGAAUCCCAUGUAGAAUAAUAAACAUGACUGGAAUAUUAAGUAAAUGGAAACAUU